CGUUCAUGUCGUAAAAAGAUGGCUCCGACAAGACGACAGUCUCUCCACUCGCCUCGGUGUCAAAAUUCAGCUUAGCUUAGUUUCUCCCAUGAUGAUGAAGAAGUGAAUAAUGAUCGACUUCCAACAUGUGAGGGAAUGAUUUGAUGCAUCAUGCUGAAGAAAGCACUGUCCAGAACUGCCAAUAUUGGUCACUUUGGGGGCAAAGGUAACAAAAAGUGUCUUCACACUAAUCUGCGGAAGUCCUUUUGCGAAAACCACAACAGGAACAAUGAUGCCACAACGGUUGUCCUGUUGAAGAUGACUCCAGAAAGUAAAACCAUCAAUGAUUCUUCAACGAAUGUUCGUGCAUGCCGCAAUCAUCAUAUAGAAACAAAGAAAGAUGAUGUUGGAGGUGUCAAUACUAAUCGCUGUUGGUUGACCGUCCGAGACAAAGGAACCCAAUGCAUCCAGAAGUUGGCAGGGUAUCGGUUGCAGCAGCAUCGUUGGAAAAGUGACUAUAGUUGUAUAGCACCAUCAUUAGGGAGUAAUUCUUAUCCUGGGAAUGGCAGUCGCAAUCGCGAUUUGAAACGCUUUCUUGAAGAGGUCGGUACGAACCAAAAGGAAGCACGUUAUUGGCUGAAGCAAUUUCAGCUUAUAAGUGGCUCGUUACAAACUAAUCCAUUUGCAGUUGUUCAAGUAGACCAGGAGAUAUUCCAGCACUCGGAACAGUUGAAAGCUCUGAGCUCUAAUCUGGCGUUCCUACACCGCAAUGAUAUGAAGUUAUUGGUGGUUCAUGGGGCAAAUCUUCUUGAUAAUAAACAUAUGUCGGAUCAGCAGUUACAGAACAGUCGUCAUAAAGUAACUACAGAAACCAUGGUAAUGGUGAAUUUUCUUGAGGCCAGUGGGGCACCGGCACACCCUAUUUUUUCUGGAAGUAAUGUCCUUAGAGCAGAGCGUAUUGAAGGGAGUACACACGGAAGGGUCAAGAGUGUCAAUAAGGAGGCAUUAGAGUGGUGCAUAAGUUCCGGCCAUAUACCUGUGCUGAGCUCCAUAGGAGAAACAGACAGUUCACAGUUGGUCAGCAUUGAUGCAGCGCAUGCAACAGCAGAAGUAGCAAAAGCCGUCCAACCGAUGAAGGUUCUGUUCCUGAACACCACAGGGGGCUUAAGGGAUCGCUCUGGACGGAUAAUUCAAGAAGUUCACAUACCAGUUGAUCUAGAGUCUUUGAUGAAGCAGUCUUGCAGUAGCCGUGAUCAUCACACCAAGAAGCUUGUCACAGAUCUCGUGGCCCACCUACCCCCUUUAUCAGCUGUUGUCAUCACUUCAGCCAGGACCAUACUGACCGAGUUAUUUACACAUCAUGGGUCUGGAACCAUGUUUAAGAAGACGGAGCGCAUUUUAAAAUAUAAUAAUUUGGAGGAUGUUGACUUGGAGAGACUCAACAAACUGAUUACAAGGUCAUUUGGUAAGGUACUAAAGGAUAAUUACUUCAAGGAGUUGGAGAGCAGACUACACACGGUGUAUCUAUCUGAAGGAUACAGUGCUGUUGCCAUCAUUACACAAGAAGCAGGAGUCGGGAUACCAUACCUUGAUAAAUUCUCAAUAAGCCUUCAAAGACAGGGCGAGGGAACCAGUGACAUGUUGUGGAAUUGUAUCCGGAGGGAUUUUCCAAGCCUUUUUUGGCGGUCUAAAAUCUCCAACAAGGCCAAUGCAUGGUAUUUUAAGCGUUCGGAGGGCAGUUGGAGCAACAGUAAAUUCACGGUAUUCUGGUACGGCAUAUCCAGCCAGCAGCUCUCUUACACUCUGGUGGAAUGGGCGGUCAAGAAAGCAAUAUCCUUCCAUGAACACGAUGAGGAUGAAGAAUGGACGGCAGUAACAGUAUAAAAUCACAAUAGGUAAAUUGUCACUAUUAUUUUUUAGAGAAAAGUUUACGAGAGAUCGCCUUAUAUCACCAGGGCUCGGAUCACUUCAAAGUUCACUUCAAUUUACUUCGUGGAUGAAGAAUACUAAUUUUGGUUUUACCCUUACACCUAUGUGUGUGGGCACUGUACUUUUUUUACUCAGUACUUUUUUCGAAUAAGUAAGUAUUCAACUGCAAGGAAAACUGACUGGGCAAAUUUUGAUUACAAUUUGGGGUGAACAAAGAAAAAUUUACUACCUGUAAAACAGGACUAGCACCGAUAACCUCCAGUUAUAGUGCCAGUGUAGUGUCUCGUCAGGUUAUUUUUUAACCUCUGUGAAGCGACUCGGGACACUUUGGGGGUUAAUGGCGCUAUAUAAAAGCAGUUUAUUAUUAUUAAUAUUAUGUCAGUGAUUAACAUGGGCUGGAGGAUGAUGAUUCAAAAGAGGGUGCUAUCACAAGAUGUUUGUACACAACUUGCUGUAUGAAGGGACAGAAUUCCCGAGACAGAAUUUCCCGAGACAGAAUCUCCCGAGACAGAAUCUCCUGCCAAACCGGCAACCCUUGAUCUAUCCAUGCCCAAUUUCAUAGAGCUGCUUAAAGGCAGUGG
This is a messenger RNA of Asterias rubens (European starfish), 2489 nucleotides long. Its product is annotated as N-acetylglutamate synthase, mitochondrial-like. Gene Ontology annotation, cellular component: mitochondrial matrix. The record is from RefSeq and is a predicted model, not a curated record. Gene Ontology annotation, molecular function: arginine binding; L-glutamate N-acetyltransferase activity, acting on acetyl-CoA as donor. The transcript has 11 exons. Gene Ontology annotation, biological process: L-arginine biosynthetic process. NCBI's taxonomy places the organism in Eukaryota, Metazoa, Echinodermata, Asteroidea, Forcipulatida, Asteriidae. The coding region runs from base 151 to 1863 and encodes 570 amino acids.